Rhincodon typus (whale shark) is the source of this 5918-nucleotide messenger RNA. RefSeq names its product C-X-C chemokine receptor type 2-like. Gene Ontology annotation, biological process: G protein-coupled receptor signaling pathway; neutrophil chemotaxis; immune response. Gene Ontology annotation, cellular component: membrane. The transcript is spliced from 3 exons. Gene Ontology annotation, molecular function: C-X-C chemokine receptor activity. NCBI's taxonomy places the organism in Eukaryota, Metazoa, Chordata, Chondrichthyes, Orectolobiformes, Rhincodontidae. The coding region runs from base 239 to 1351 and encodes 370 amino acids. The record is from RefSeq and is a predicted model, not a curated record.
CGGGAUAUAAAACUGUGGUUCAUGUCGCUAAGUGUCAUAGCAGCCAAUGAAUUGCCAUCUUUGUGCAUGCCACACUGCCUGGUCAAGAAACCUUGUGCAGAAGCGUAAAGACUGGAAAAAAAACAUCUUUUAAGAAGGAUGAGGGCGUCACUGGCUAAGCCAGCAUUUAUUGCCCAUCCCUAAUUGCCCAGAGGGAAGGUAGAGUCAACAACAUUGCUGCUGAUCUGGAGUCACAUGUAUGCCAGACCAGAAAAUGGCAAGCCAGAAAUUUGAAUUAGACAAUUUUGACUUUGCUGACAUAUUUGAAAAUUAUACAAUUCCUUACGACUACAUUAUUGAUCCAGACAUGUCGCCCUGUCAGCCUGAAGUGAAUGAGUCGAUCACCACGGCUCUGGCUGUUAUCUAUAGCCUGGUGUGCUUCCUCGCUGUGACAGGGAACGUGAUCGUAAUGAUUGUCCUACUUUAUGAUCGACGUACCAUAUCAUCCACAGACACCUACCUGCUACAUCUGGCAGUGGCUGAUCUGCUCUUUGCUGUGACCUUGCCUUUUUGGAUUGUGGAUGCCAUAUCUGGCUGGGUGUUUGGUGAUGCCAUGUGUAAAAUUAUCAGCAUGUUACAGGAGAUUAACUUCUACAGUGGGAUUCUGUUUCUGGUUUGUAUUACUAUCAAUCGUUAUCUGUCCAUUGUCCACGCUACACAGGCCCAGAAGCAGAAGAGACCAUUUCUAAUUAUGCUGGUUUGUGCCACUGUUUGGUUGGUGUCUAUUGCUCUGUCUUUACCGGUUUCGUACAAGGGUGAAUACAUUCAUUUUGAACGAGUCAUGUGUUAUGAGGUACUUGAUGUUGAAUCAGUUGAAGCAUGGAGAAUAACCACAAGGCUUUUGCAGCAUUUUUUUGGGUUUCUCAUCCCACUGGCUGUCAUGAUUUUCUGUUACACUGCGAUAAUCCUGAAACUGUGUCAAACAAAGGGAUUCCAGAAACAUAAAGCUAUGAAGAUCAUCAUAGCUGUGGUGGUGUCCUUUGUAAUUUGUUGGCUGCCGUUCAAUAUCACUGUGCUCGUUGACACACUGAUGAGAAGCAAUCUCAUUGCUGAGACUUGUGACAGGCGCAAUGAUAUUGACAGGGCUCUGUCUGCAACUCAAAGUUUGGGUAUCCUGCACAGUUGCAUUAAUCCAAUCUUAUAUGCAUUCAUUGGAGUAAAAUUCAGGAGGAACCUGGUGAAAGUCUUUUUCAAGAAAGGGAUCAUUAAGCAAACCGUCAUGUCAAAAUUCAGGAGAUCUGUAUCCUCAAUCACUGAAUCUGGAUUUAUGUCAACUAGUAUACAUAUUGGUUUUGAUGAAAAUGUCAGUUAGACAGGAGAUAAUAAACAUGAAGGAAUGAGGGGGGAAAGUUUCAAAGUACUAAAAGAAUGAGUAGGAAUGCUUUAGAGAUUUCAGUUCUGAAUAUAGUAAUUAUGUAGUUUUGAGGUGGGUCAAUGAGAUGGGCCAAUGAUAUCUAACAUACAAUUGUCUGAAAGUCUAGUGUGAUGAGUAUUCAUUCAGAUCACAUUAAUUUGCCUGCACUUGAUAAUGAGGGAUAUCCAUAUUAUUGGUUGGAUAGUGAUCUGAUUGCUAACUCUGAACAAUGACUCUGCUUUGCUACCAAAGAUAACCAUACUGCUUAAUCACAGAAUAGAGAUAAGGAACAAUUGCUUGAUUUGCACUGCAUGUAAUGGAAUUGAAUUAAUAUAACUAUGGUCUGACUAAAACACUCCUGUGAAAUGAGCACCUCUUUGAGCUGUUCUUUCUUUUGGUAUUGCCUCAGUAUUGGAGUGCACUCAGAAAGAGCUAAGUCUGAAACAACUACAUGGUCUUGAAAAGGUUUCAAAAGUUCAAUGCCUGUACUAUUCACUCACUCCUCAUCUGGUCUCAGCAUUUCUUGUCAGCAUGAAUUAAACAGACAGUAAGUAUUAAGAGCUUAAUAAAUAGAAGCAGGGAUAAAUCAUUCAUCCCUUCAAGUCUGCUUCACCAUUCAAUAAGAUAAUUUAUCAUCUGUUUGCAGCCUUAAGUCCACUUCCUGUCUGUCCCAUAACAUUUGAUUCACCUGUCAAUGAACAAUCAAACUCAACUUUGAACAUAUUCAAUGACCCAUCCUCCAAUAUUCUUUGCUGUAGAGAAUUCCAAAGACUAAAAACCUCCUCAUCUUGACCUUAAAUGGGAGUUCCUUCAAUUUAAAAAUAUGAAAAAAUGCAGUGUACAAAAAUUUCUUACCUUGACUUCUUAAAUUGACUUUUCCAGCAGUGGGUGGAAGGUUCCAAUGGUGGUGGUGAGAGAUGGAACUGCACUCUAUCUCCCACAUCUGUAGGUGCAAGGCCCAGACGGAAGGUGAGCUUGCAACGGUGUCACAGAAAGGGCCCAAUAAUGAAGAGCAUAAAAGCUACUUUCAUUCAGGCUGGCAUACUGUAGCUGUCAAUGACCUUCAAUAAAAAUUGACCCUGCUGAUUUAAGUACAUGAAAUUAGGCAGAAUUUUCUAGGCCUGUCCUGAACUUUUAGAAGCAUAAAUGGGGAAUCUUCAUUCGGUUGGGGCAGGAUGGGAUGGGUGGCAAAAAUACAGUUUCCCUGAUGGCUAGUUAAAAUUUGGCAUUGAAGUUCUCAGAAUCUUUCAGGUAGGUCAGCUUUCCUGACCUUGAACUUGGUGUGCAUUAACGUCGCAUGAGUACUCAACAGUAUCUCAGCCUACCAGAAUUACAUUCACGUUAGAAUCCCAUUAGCAGAUUUGAACCUAUGACGUGGUUGGAACUGCUGCCUCACAGUGCCGGGGGCCUGGAUUUGAUUCCAGCUUGGGUGGCUGUCUCUAUGGAGUUUGUACAUUCCGCAUGUGCCUGUGUGGGUUUCUGCUAAAUGCGCUAGUUUCCUCCCACAGUCCAAAGAUAUGCAGGUUAGGUGGAUUGGCCAUGCUAAAUUGUCCUGUAAUGUCCAAGGUUGUGUAGGCUGGGUGGAUUAGCCAUGGUAAGCCUCCUCACUCAUUUCCCUGAUCCUUUCAAGUACUUUGUUGAAGAUAUGGUGCAGUUGACCAAUUAAUUGUUCAGUCUUUUGGUCACUGAUUAAACACAAUGGCUUAUAGCAAGUGGUGAGAGAGAAUAUCUUUGUUUCAUUUCUAGGUUAUAUGGAGACAUAGAAAUUGGGAUCAGGAGUGGGCCUUCCAUCACUUCAAGCCUGGAGAUUCAAUAUGAUUGUGGUAGAUGCUUGAUCUCAAUGUCACAAUCCUGCUUUCUCCCUAUACCUCUUGAUGCCUAUAAGAAUCUAAAAAAUGUAUCUAUCCCUUUCUUGAAAAUAUUCAACGACUUGGCCUUCACAGCCUUUUGUGGUAGAGAAUUCUGCAGGUUCAUUACCUUUUGGGUGAAAAAAAACUUUCCUCAUCUCAAUCUGAAAAUGGUCUGCCCUAUAUCCUCAGACUGUAUCCCUUGGUUCAUCACCUCAGCCAUGGAAAACAUCCUCCCUGCAUCUAGUCUGUCCAGCCCGGUUAAAAUUUUAUACAUUUCAAUCAGAUCCCCUUUCAUCCUUCUAAAUGCUGGAUGCUAGGGAACCAAUCUCUCCCCAUCCCUGAUUGCAGCCUGAUGAACUUCUGCUGCACUCCCUGCAAAUAAAACUGCACACAAUACUCCACUUGCGAUCUCACCAAGGCCCUGUACAACUGAAGUAAGACAUCCCUAUUUCUGAAAUGAAAUCCACUUGCAAUGAAUGUCAAUACACCAGCUGCCUUCCUAAUUGUUUGCUGAAACUGAGAUAACAAGGUGUAGAGCUGGAUGAACACAGCAGGCCAAGCAGCAUCAGAGGAGCAGGGAAGCUGACGUUUCGGGCCUAGACCCUUCUUCAGAAACUGCUUUCUUUCAUUACUGGUGUACAAGGACACCCAGAUCCCUUUGUACAUCUACACUUCCAAAUAUCUCACUAUUUAAAUAAUACUCUUCCUUUCCAUACUUCACAUCGAAGUGUAUAACUUUACAUUUAGUCAUAUUCACUCAACUUGUUUAAAUCACCUUGAAGCCUCCUUGCAUCCUCCUCACAACUCACAAUCUCACUCAGUUUUGUGCAAACUUAAAUGUUGCACAUGGUUCCCUCAUCCACAUCAUUUAUGUUAAAUCAUAAAUAGCUGGGGCUAAGAACUGAUCCUGUGGUACCACACUAGUCAUUGUCUGCCACUUGGAAAAUGAUCCAUUUACUCCUAUUCUCUGUUUUUUGUUUGUCAAUCAAUUUUUGAUUCAUGUCAAUACACUACUCCCUAUUCCAUGUGCUUAAACUUUUCCCGUUAACCUCUUAUGAAACACUUUAUCAAAAGCCAUUUAAAAAUCCAAAUACACUGGAUUUCCCUUACCUGUUUUUCAUGAACCGUGCUGGCUUUAACCAAUCCCAUGAAUGCUUCCAAAUGUUCCAUUAUUGUGUCUUUUAUGAUAGAUAUCACUGCAGAGACAGAUAAAGAGACAUACUGUCUCUUGCAUUCUGCACACCUUCUGCCUUUGUAUUGUUCACACAAAGGCUAUCCACCUGCCCACUAAUCAGCAGUCUCUGGGUGAAAGUUGCCUUUCUCUCUCUCUUGCAAACACACACGCAGGCACACACAUACACACGUGCACGCAAACACACGCGCACACACACACACACGCACACACACACAUACACACAUGCACACACACACAUACACACAUGCACGCGCACACACACACAUACACACAUGCACGCGCGUGCGCGCACACACACGCACACACACACAUGUACGCACGCACACGCGCGCACACACACACUUUGGAUCUCAAACAUAUGUCACCGCUUGAAUAAGGGGAUAGUGAUAACACAACUCUCAAUGAGUCCCAGCAACUUGUUUUCAAAAGUGCAGCAACCCCUUUGAUAGUGGUUGUCUAAAGAAGUUGUUUUUUUAUUUUGGCCCAAAUCUAAAAUGAAAAAAAAAAUGGUCUUUACACUGGAACCAUUCUUCUAAACCUCUUUUAUACUCUCUCCAAUGUAUUCUUAUCCUUCCUAAACUGUGGCACUCAUAACUACUCAUAGUACUCCAUUGGCAAUCUAACAAAUAUCUUGCUCCCCAUAUCUUGUGUCCCUCUCAAUAAAUUCCAGGAUACUUAAAUUGCUUUCUCCACCCUCUAUCUUCAAUGAUCUGUGCGCAUAUCUGCCUCUGCUCCUGUACCCCCUUGCAAACUCUACUAAUUUUUUAUUGUCUUGUCUUUUGUUGUUCUUAAUAUCAAAAUAAACUACCUCACCCCAUUUCUCUUCAUCUAACUUCAUCUGCCACCAACUCCACCAACUUGUCUACGUCCUUUUGGAGUUCUACAUUGUCUUCCUCACAGUUUACAAUGGUUCCUCUGGUACUUAAAUCCCCUUGCGAAGAAGGCCAACAUACCAUUUGACUUACCAAUUGGAUGUUAACUUUAAGUGACUCACUGAGCUCUUGUAGUGUCAUGGUAAUAUUCUUAUCUCUGGGCAAAACGGCUGAGUUCAAGUCCAACUUGCCAAGACACGUGUCAUAAAAUGCCCAAAUGCCUGAUUAAAAAUAAUUUGAAGUGACUCAUGAGCAUAUGCAAACCCCUUUGCACAUCAGCAUUUUCCAACCUCUCACCAUUUAAGCUAGGCCAUUUAGGGAUGAAAUUAAAAAAAAAGAUUUCCUCAAAACAGAUGGUGGAAAUCCGGCAUUCUCUCCUGUAAAAAGUUUGUGGAUAUGUAUAUAAAUUGUCUUAAAGGUUAUAAAACAAGGGCAGAGAAAUGAGGUGAGCCAUGAUCUAAAUGAAUAGAAAAUGUUCAAGAAGCUGAAUGGCUUAAUCCUGUAUUUGUUAUUUUACCAUUCUGUGACAUUUAGAUUAUAUAAUUCAUGUAAAUAACUUAUUAUAUCACUGUCAGAUUACUUGCUUGUUCAUUGUUUAUUUAAUAAAU